Molecule: messenger RNA, 705 nt
Organism: Argiope bruennichi
Lineage: Eukaryota; Metazoa; Arthropoda; Arachnida; Araneae; Araneidae
Exons: 1
Coding region: 1-705 (234 amino acids)
Source: RefSeq, a predicted model, not a curated record
AUGGCAAAAAAUAUAAUUCCAAUCGAUAAAAACCUUAUUCCCAUUGAACCGAAACUCGGUUGGAUAUUUCAAAGUCUAGUGAAAAAUCAAGCUACCUUGCUCGGUACCAUAGAACUUAGCAAUUUGGAUCUUACAGAACUCUGGAAUUUAGAGACAAUUGGCAUAAAAGAUCCGGCAGAAAUGAAGACAAAGGAGGUUUUAGGUGCUGAAACUAUCAAAUUCUUUCAAGAAAACAUCGAAGGCAAUAGAAAUGAAGUAAAUUUGCCUUGGAGGGAUGGUCAUCGGAAUCUUGGUGAUAUUAUCGCUAAAGCGGAGAAGAGGCUUGUUUCUAAUACCCGAAGACUUAAGAAAAUAGGAUAUUAUGAUGAAUACGAUGAUACAAUUAAAAUCUGGCACGAUGAGGGCGUAAUAGAAAUAGCUCCAAAUAAUGGUGCUACUGAUCACUAUCUAGCUCAUCAAGCAGUGAUCAAGAAUUCCAGCCUGACUACAAAGGUUCAACCUGUUUUCGAUACAUCGUUGAAGGAUGAAAAAGGGAAUUCUUUGAAUGCUUGCCUUGAAAAAGGACCGGACUUGAUAGAAAUGAUUCCAAAUCUUUUGAUGCAAUUCCGACAACAUGCUUUUGGUGUUACUGCUGACAUAAGGAAAGCAUUCCUACAAAUCAGUUUGUAUGCUGAGGAGAGAGACUAUUUGCAAUUCCUAUGGUAG